AUGGCCACAGACGAGAAGCCAACCGGCGAAUAUCGCCAAUACCUGCCCGACCUGAAUCUCACGCGAUUCCAGGUGAUGUGCACCCAGGAUGCGCAUGAAUACGCACACGAGUUCAAGACCGGGAAGCAGCCCCCGUGGCUACAUGCGCUUUACAUGUAUUGGCUGGAGCUGCUACAAGAGCCCUUCAAGGGUGUCACCACGGAUGGCAAGGUCCGCCCCGACCUCUUCACAUUGCAAGAUGAAGAUGUUCCAAUUCAGCAGAUUGUGGAUGCGACACAAUCAAUGCUAGGUUUGCUGGAUGAUAAGCAAAAAGAAGCCGUGAACUACCACAUCGACUCCCCGCAAUGGCGCACCUGGUCAAACCCGGAGUUCCUCCUCGCGCACAAGGGCGUGCGUCUGGAUGAAGUCAAUGCGCCAGUGCGCGAUGCCGUUAUGAACGUGUUGAAGACCACUCUCUCGCCGGAAGGUUAUGAAAAGGCCGUGAGCGCCAUGCGCAUCAACCACUUCCUCGGUGAGCUGGUCAAGUCACCACGCGUCAUGAACGAAUUCUCCUACAACUUUGUUCUCUUCGGUCAACCUUCUACAACCCGACCCUGGGGCUGGUCCUUCUACGGUCAUCAUCUGUGCUUGAACAUCUUCCUGUAUAAGGGCCAGAUUAUCGCGUCCCCCUGGUUCACCGGUGCCGAACCAAACGAAAUCGACGGCGGUCCAUAUGCCGGCACCCGCAUCAUGCAAACGGAAGAGAAACUCGGUCUCCAGCUGAUGCAGUCUCUCUCCGCCGAGCUGCAGUCCAAGGCUCGUGUCUUCGCACUAAUGAAAGAUCCCGCCAUGCCGCCUGGUCGUUGGAACAAGGAUGACCAGCGUCACUUGUGCGGCGCGUAUCGCGACAACCGCGAGGUCCCAUACGAGGGCAUUUUGGCCUCAACAUUCAGCGACGAGCAAAAGAGCCUUAUGUACGGUAUCCUCGAACAAUAUUUGCUCUAUUUACCGGCCAAAUCACGCGCCUUGAAGAUCGAACAGAUUCGCCGCUGGGAGGCGGAGACUUACUUCUGUUGGAUUGGUGGCUAUGGCAACGAAGAUCCCUUCUAUUACCGUAUCCAAAGUCCCGUCAUCCUGGUCGAGUUUGAUCACCACUCCGGCGUCUUCUUGAACAACGAGGAACCGAAGAAGUUCCACAUCCACACUUUGCUGCGAACGCCAAAUGCUGGUGAUUAUGGACAGGCGCUACGCGCACAGGUCCCGGCUAUUGAAGGCCUGAAUGGCAAGGAAAUUGUUUGGUAG
Penicillium waksmanii is the source of this 1281-nucleotide messenger RNA. Its product is annotated as DUF3500 domain-containing protein. Lineage: Eukaryota; Fungi; Ascomycota; Eurotiomycetes; Eurotiales; Aspergillaceae. Bases 1 to 1281 code for a protein of 426 amino acids. The record is from RefSeq and is a predicted model, not a curated record. The transcript is spliced from 2 exons.